GAGAGAGAGAAAGAAGAGAUGAAGUACGUGCUGGUCACUGGAGGAGUGGUGAGCGGUCUCGGAAAAGGGGUGACGGCCAGUAGUAUCGGCGUGCUUCUCAAGGCCUGUGGACUUCGCGUCACUUCCAUCAAGAUUGAUCCAUACCUCAAUACUGAUGCUGGGACCAUGUCCCCCUUCGAGCAUGGGGAAGUUUUUGUCCUAGAUGAUGGUGGUGAGGUGGACCUGGACCUUGGAAACUACGAGAGAUUUCUGAAUAUCAAGUUGACCCGCGACAAUAAUAUCACCACUGGGAAAAUUUACCAGUCAGUUAUUAACAGAGAGAGGAAGGGAGAUUAUCUGGGGAAGACUGUUCAGGUUGUGCCUCAUAUUACAGAUGCCAUUCAAGAGUGGAUUGAGCGUGUGGCAGUGAUACCUGUUGACGGAAAGGAAGGUCCAGCUGAUGUAUGUGUCAUUGAAUUGGGUGGAACCAUAGGAGAUAUUGAAUCUAUGCCGUUUAUUGAGGCUCUAGGACAAUUUUCAUAUCGUGUCGGUGUUGGAAACUUUUGCCUGAUCCACGUCAGUCUUGUGCCGGUUUUGAAUGUCGUUGGUGAACCGAAAACAAAACCAACCCAGCAUAGUGUGAGAGGACUACGAGGCCUAGGGUUGACACCAAACAUCUUAGCUUGUCGCAGUACGAUGGCACUUGAUGAGAAUAUAAAGGCCAAACUCUCACAAUUUUGCCAUGUUCCGGUUGAAAACAUCAUCACUGUUCAUGAUGUUCCAAAUAUCUGGCACAUCCCUUUACUUCUAAAAGAUCAGAAGGCUCACGAGGCAAUCUUGAAAGUGCUGAACCUUCUAAGUGUGGCUCAGGAACCUGUUUUAAAAGAGUGGAGUUCUCGAGCUGAACGUUGUGACAAAUUGCAAGAGCCUGUCAAUAUUGCAAUGGUUGGGAAAUACACGGGCCAUUGUGAUUCGUAUCUUUCCAUAAUUAAGGCCCUCUUGCAUGCUUCUGUUGCUUGCAGUAAAAAACUUGUUGUGGACUGGGUUCCAGCUUGCGACCUUGAAAACGUGACUGAUAAAGAGAACCCAGAAGCUUACAAGGCUGCUUGGAAAAAAUUAAAGGGUGCAGAUGGCAUUCUAGUUCCUGGAGGUUUUGGUGACAGAGGAGUGCAAGGGAAGAUUCUUGCUGCGAAAUAUGCCCGAGAAAACAGAGUCCCUUACCUUGGGAUUUGUCUGGGAAUGCAGACUGCUGUUAUUGAAUAUGCACGAUCUAUUCUUGGUUUGCAGGAUGCUAAUAGUACUGAAUUUGAUCCUAAAACCAGGAAUCCCUGUGUGAUAUUCAUGCCUGAGGGCUCUAAAACCCACAUGGGAGGCACCAUGCGUCUCGGAUCUAGGAGAACGUAUUUCCACGCAUUGGAGUGUGUAUCUGCGAAACUUUAUGGGAAUCAAAGACACAUUGAUGAGAGACAUCGUCAUAGAUAUGAGGUAAAUCCUGACAUGGUUGCACACCUUGAAAGUGCUGGCCUUUCUUUCCCUGGCAAGGAUGAAACCGGUCGGCGCAUGGAGAUUGUUGAACUGCCCAAUCAUCCAUAUUAUGUUGGAGUUCAAUUUCAUCCUGAAUUCAAAUCGAGGCCUGGGAAGCCUUCACCUUUAUUUUUGGGGUUUGUGGCAGCGUCGUGUGGAGAGUUGGAUGUAGUUCUACAGCGCUGCGGUGGCCAGGAAAAGGUCUCAUCAACUUAUCAUAUCAACGGUCGGUCACGUAAAGUAUUCCUGAAUAGCAAGGCCACUAAUGGCUUGUUGAAUGGCGUUUACAGCAUUUGCAAUGGUGUGCCCUUGUGAUCGAGACAUUGGUGUCACCCACGGCAAGAUCUUUCCUUCUGGUGUGUUUGGCGAACUAGAUUGACAAUUUUUUGAGUAGAUGGUAGAGGGGUCUGUACAGAUUUUGGAGCACGUGCAGGCGUUAACACGGCUUUCCCAAAGAGAACAGAGCCUGACCCGGUCUUUUAAACGGGGGGACUCUUGUUCAUCAUCAUUGUAUGUCUGUAUUGAGGUGGUUUGUCGGGAGUUGUCGGAGUAAUACCCUCGGGGCUUGUACUUAACUAUCUAGUUGCUUUCUCGAGCAAAUGUGAUCGUGUCGUGCAUUUGUCAA
Rhodamnia argentea is the source of this 2128-nucleotide messenger RNA. Its product is annotated as CTP synthase. Gene Ontology annotation, biological process: CTP biosynthetic process; pyrimidine nucleobase biosynthetic process. The transcript is spliced from 21 exons. The record is from RefSeq and is a predicted model, not a curated record. The coding region runs from base 19 to 1818 and encodes 599 amino acids. Gene Ontology annotation, molecular function: identical protein binding; CTP synthase activity. Lineage: Eukaryota; Viridiplantae; Streptophyta; Magnoliopsida; Myrtales; Myrtaceae.